AUGCAUAUAUGUGUUGCACGUGAACUCAGGGUGCUAUCAACGUUUGGCACUCGCACAAAACCAAUUGAUACCCUGUAUGAUGGUACUAGAUGUGUCCCAUAUGUGCCUACCGAUGGUUUGGUGGCUUACGAGUCUAAAUUCUCUUCAAUUUUGCCCUUCAGAAACUCGUCGUUGUCCGACCAGAAGGCCAAACAUGAUCCUUCAGUGCCAUUUCUGCCCACUCUGCCAGUCCUGAUUGAAAUUAUUGACAGAGUUUACCAACUACCUGUGUAUGAACUUUAUUACGUUGGUAGGGAAGUCAUAGUGCACGACUGA
Messenger RNA from Theileria orientalis strain Shintoku, 315 nucleotides. Its product is annotated as DEAD-box family RNA helicase. Bases 1 to 315 code for a protein of 104 amino acids. The transcript has 2 exons. The record is from RefSeq and is a predicted model, not a curated record. NCBI's taxonomy places the organism in Eukaryota, Apicomplexa, Aconoidasida, Piroplasmida, Theileriidae.